AUGGUGCUUUGUAAUAUUAAAUAUUAUUAUUUUUCAUUUGAAAUAACUCAGGUAUGCAGUCCAUUAUCCAUUAACCAACUUUUUUUUUGCAGCAAUUUCUCCCGUGUUCCCCACUUAGCCGGUACAGAGGAGAACUUUCUACUGGCCAAGCAAAUCCAAGCUCAGUGGAAAGAAUACGGAUUGGAUAAAGUGGAAUUAGCAUCCUAUGACAUUCUCUUGUCUUACCCAAAUGAAGCAGAACCCAACUAUAUCUCCAUCAUUGAUGAACAUGGGACGGAGUUGUUCAAUACCUCCUUGCGUGAACCCGAUCCUCUUGGAUAUGAGAAUAUAACGAAUGUUGUCCCUCCAUACAAUGCAUACUCUGCCCCUGGAACCCCCGAGGGAGAACCUGUCUAUGUCAAUUAUGGCCGAAUAGAAGACUUUCACUAUCUAGAAAGAGUCCUAAACAUCAGUGUUAAAGGAAAGAUUGCUAUUGCCCGCUAUGGAAAAAUUUUUAGAGGAAACAAGGUUAAAAAUGCAGAAAAUGCAGGAGCCAUUGGGAUUGUCUUGUAUUCUGACCCAGCCGAUUACUGUGCUCCUGGUGUUCAGCCCUAUCCAGAAGGCUGGAACUUGCCUGGUGGUGGAGCCCAGCGAGGGAAUGUGCUGAACCUGAAUGGGGCCGGGGACCCUCUAACACCAGGUUAUCCUGCUAAAGAGUACGCCUACAGAUCUGCUGUGAAGGAUGGUGUAGGACUUCCUAAAAUCCCAGUCCACCCUAUAGGGUACAGCAAUGCUGAGAUGCUGUUAAAGAACCUGGGAGGAACCCCGGCCCCAGAUAACACAUGGAAAGGAGGACUCAACAUAUCGUACAAUAUUGGCCCCGGGUAUUCUGGAAGUCACACUAAAGAGAAGGUGAGGAUGCGCAUCCAAACGUACAAUGAAAUAAGAAGAGUUUAUAAUGUCAUUGGAACCAUCAGAGGAGCCGUGGAGCCAGACAGGUAUGUCAUCCUUGGCGGCCAUAGGGAUUCCUGGGUGUUUGGAGGGAUUGAUCCGCAGAGCGGAGCGGCGGUGGUGAAUGAGAUUGUCAGAAGUGCGGGGAAACUGAAAAAAACAGGUUGGAGGCCAAGAAGAACAAUGAUUUUUGCCAGCUGGGAUGCAGAAGAAUUUGGACUCCUAGGGUCUACAGAAUGGGCAGAGGAAAAUGUAAAAAUUCUAGAAAAGAGGGCGGUGGCUUAUAUAAAUGCUGAUUCCUCUGUAGAAGGUAACUAUACCUUGAGGGUGGAUUGCACACCUUUACUUUACCAGCUAGCAUAUCGACUGACAAAAAGAAUCUCCAGCCCUGAUGAGGGUUUUGAAGGAAAAUCUCUUUAUGAAAGUUGGCAUCUUAAAGACAACUGGACAGAGUACAAGGAUUCUCCAAGGAUAAACAAGCUGGGUUCUGGAAACGAUUUUUGAAGUAUUUUCAGCGCGGCUUGGCAUUGCUUCAGGAAGAACUCGGUAUACUAAAAAUAGGAAAGAGGGAAGAUACAGUGGUUUUCCAGUGUAUCACAGUGUGUAUGAAACGGCUGAGAUGGUUGACACAUUUUAUGACCCAUCCUAUAAAAACCACUUGGCAGUGGCUAAAGUACGAGGAGGACUUGUGUUUGAGCUGGCCGACUCUGUUGUUCUGCCGUUUGAUGUUCAAGACUAUGCCGAUGCUAUUAAGAGCUAUGCUGUCAUUAUAUUUAACAUGGCAAAGAAAAACCCAAUCCAAAUGGAAACUUAUAAUGUGUCGUUUGAUCCACUGUUUUCUGCUGUUGAAAACUUCACAAGAACAGCAACACAGUUUAACGAAAGAUUAAAAAACCUGGAUGAGACCAACCCAAUUGCAGUGAGAUCAGUGAAUGAUCAGCUUAUGUUCCUGGAGCGAGCCUUUAUUGAUCCUCUGGGAUUGCCUGGACGUAGAUUCUACAGACACAUCAUCUUUGCUCCAAGCAGCCAUAAUAAGUAUGCAGGUGAAUCUUUCCCCGGAAUAUACGAUGCACUGUUUGAUAUUGGAAGCAAGGAAGACCAAGCCUCUGCAUGGGAUGAAGUAAAAAAACAAAUUUCAGUGGCUGCAUUUACUGUCCAGGCGGCAGCACAGACACUCGAAGAGACACCAUGA
This is a messenger RNA of Staurois parvus, 2122 nucleotides long. NCBI's taxonomy places the organism in Eukaryota, Metazoa, Chordata, Amphibia, Anura, Ranidae. The record is from the annotation of a GenBank genome assembly.